AUGAUCAACUGCCACCGGCAGAAGGUAGGCAUCACCGGCGAUUGUGUCCAUCGCGGCGUGGGCGGUUUACACGGUGUGAUUGAAGAAGGCAGCGUGUGCGGCGUGCGCAAGGUUCACAGCGUGAGGACGUGUGCAGUGGCGGAGAAAUUGGAGGAUCCAGAUGAAUCUGAAGAGCAUUCAGAAGAUCCUAAAGAUCCUCCAGAGGAGGAUCCAGAAGAAUCUGAAGAGCAUUCAGAAGAUCCUAAAGAUCCUCCAGAGGAGGAUCCAGAAGAAUCUGAAGAGCAUUCAGAAGAUCCUAAAGAUCCUCCAGAGGAGGAUCCAGAAGAAUCUGAAGAGCAUUCAGAAGAGCCUAAAGAUCCAGAGGAAGAUCCAGUUGAAUCUGAAGAGGAUCUGGGAGAGUGUGUGUGGGAUCCAAUUGAGAACCUUGAAGCUGUCCUGCCUAUAUAA
This is a messenger RNA of Zingiber officinale, 447 nucleotides long. Its product is annotated as protein SHORT ROOT IN SALT MEDIUM 1-like. Bases 1 to 447 code for a protein of 148 amino acids. The record is from RefSeq and is a predicted model, not a curated record. Lineage: Eukaryota; Viridiplantae; Streptophyta; Magnoliopsida; Zingiberales; Zingiberaceae. The transcript is spliced from 3 exons.